CGGCGGGAACGCUCGGGAGAGCCCACCGAGGACGUAAACAAACUAGCGCCAUUCUUCAUACACCCAUUAACGCUGCACUGUGAGACAUUUCGACAAUGACGUCCCAACAGCAGGAUGUGGCCAAACUUAACAUCUCCCCAGUUCUGUUUCUGACCGUGGACGGGGAACCCAUGACUUUCUUCCUGCGACCGGGUCCCGCUAAACGCAGGCUCCAGCCGCUCAUCACAGCCGGGUCAGGGGUGUUGUGCAAUGUGCAGCAGCCAGGGGCAAUCCUGCUGAUAGAGCCAGAGGAAAAAGGCUCUAUUCCUGAAACUAGUGCUCACUGCUUCGUGUCCAUCCAGUACAUUCUUGACUGUGUUGAGAAGGAUGAACAGCUGAAUUUAGAGGACUACAGGUUACAUCCUGAAGUAGUCCCGAGACAGUCUGCUAGACUCAACAAUAACAAACGUAUCUCAACUGGACACGUAGGAGGCAGGGUUUCCUACACCGCUGAAGAUGAUGCUGCCAUUUUGACUUAUGUCAGCAAGCACCAGAAAGAGACUGGGGGAAAUCGACUUUGGCAAAAUAUGGAGAAGCAGCGUGUGACCAGUCACAGCUGGCAAUCAAUGAAAUACCGUUAUAGAGUGCAACUGGCAAAGAGACAGUCAGAGGUUGUGGAGGUGGCAACAACAGAGGAAGACACAAAAGCAGAAGAGGGUGAGAGCAAGGUAGAAGGAAAUCAAGACACAGAUGUUCAAAACAACUCCAGUGCAGAAGAUUCUGCUUCUCCUCAGACACAUCCGACAGAAACAGACCUAACACAGAUAGAUGCCCAGUCCAUACCAUCUGAAAGCACACAAAUAGAAAUUGUAGAAGCUCAAACAUCCAUUCCUCCGAAAGAGGAAGAGCAACAUGUGGACCAACAAACAGACAAACAACCAGCUGAAAGCACACAGGUCGAGACUGUAGACGCCGAAACAUCGAACUCCCCCCAACCUGAGGGACCUUGUUUGGACCCACAGACAGAUGCCCAACCCGUUUCAGCUGAGAGUGCAGAAACAGAAGAACAACAAACAAUCAUUUCCCCACAAAAGAAAAGUGUGCUAGAGGGUUCUCCUCCAGCUGAGCCUGAGUCCCCGCCUGACACCUCUUCUCAGAAAAAGCCCAAAGAGAAGCAGAAAGCCUCCCCCAAGCAAGAACAACUAAAGCGAUCAACGCGGAGGGAGCUUGCGGUUGAGUUGUUUUCACUGUCUGAACCUUAUAGCAAAAAACUCAGAUCAUCAUCAACUUCUCCAGGGCGACCACCACCACCACCAUCAUCAUCAUCAUCAUCAUCAUCAUCAUCAUCAUCAUCAUCAUCAUCAUCAUCUCCUCAGCCCUCAAAUAAAACUAAAUCGGCCGCUAAGUCCACUCUUCAAAGGGACACAACAGAAGAUCAGCCGCCUUCUAAGAGAGCCAGAGGAAAGAGUGUUGCAGAGAGUCAACAGGAGGAGACGGGACAACCUGCCGUCCCUGAACAACAAACAGCACAAGCAGGUACAGCGUCUAAUGCAGUGCCACAGAAAAGAGAGAAGAAGAAAGAAAAGAGAAAGUUGGGGAUUCUAGAGAUGGCUACAAAGGAGUUUGAAGAUGCAAGUGAUUCUGAUGAAGAUGGAGGUCCAGAUCUCCAAACCCUGACUGAAACCGCCACGAUACAACCAACAUCAACAGAGCCAUCCCACCCAACUUCAGACACAGCUGCAGAUGUUGUUUUGACGCCGUCAAACCCUGAACAUGGACCCGGCCUCCAGGGGAACCCGCAAGAGGCCGAGGUCUCCAGUAGCAACUGCCGACCAAAGACCGGCUGCCCUGAAGCUGCGGCGACUGAGGCUGUGGAUGCAGCCCCCAAGGUCCACCUGUUCAUAUUUGACCGUGAAUCUCAGGAGGAAUACUCUCAGUCCAUUAUUGGUGAUAAUCCAAUAGCACCGUCCAAACCACAGCCAACAGUGAACACAGAUGCUGCACUUUCACUGACCCAGGUCCAGCUGGAAGAGGACAAGCGGCGAAUCAAAGAGCUGAUGAACCAGACUAACCAGGACUUAGUGAGUGUGACCAAAGCCCUGUUGAAGACCAGCGGAGACUUCUCUGCUGCUCUGGAUCGGCUUUUGAAUCCCUCCUCCAUUUCAGGAUCAGUUUGGAGUCGCUGUGACGAUGGUCUUUUGUGCUCAGCUGAUCCUGUGGUCCGACAGCAGCUGCAAGAGAAAUACAGCGAAGAAGACGUGGCCAAAAGAAUCGUAUUCCUCGAGGUAGAAAGAUGAAAAUGAAAGACAGGUUAGCACAGAUAGAAAUAAGGAGAAUAGGAGAUCAAGACAUAAGGGGCAGACUCAGCAUUUAUACAGCUUAACUAGUGUGAAACUUGUGAGCUGGUCAGCUGAUAUUGGAAUCUUUCAGCAUGAAAACUACUAAUACACUUCAUUUCUGCUCCUCCUGACUGACUUUGAAAAGAUUAA
This is a messenger RNA of Anoplopoma fimbria (sablefish), 2468 nucleotides long. It is a transcript of the gene terf2ip, whose product is annotated as telomeric repeat binding factor 2, interacting protein. Lineage: Eukaryota; Metazoa; Chordata; Actinopteri; Perciformes; Anoplopomatidae. Gene Ontology annotation, cellular component: shelterin complex. Gene Ontology annotation, biological process: telomere maintenance via telomere lengthening; regulation of DNA-templated transcription. The record is from RefSeq and is a predicted model, not a curated record. Gene Ontology annotation, molecular function: telomeric repeat DNA binding. The coding region runs from base 96 to 2276 and encodes 726 amino acids. The transcript is spliced from 9 exons.